AUGGCAGUUGCACCACCACAUCUCCGCCACCUUCUCCGCCGUCUCUCCUCUUCUCACCCAUCAAUCUCCCUCUCUUCUUUCUCUCUCCUCAUUAAACCUGUCUCUUCCACCUCCAAAUCCCCACUAUUUUCCCCUUUUAACCUCAUCACCCUCCAAUUCACUUCCUCCGAACCCGAACCCGAACCCUCCCAAAACAAACCGUUUAGCAACAAACCCACCAUUCCCGAAUCUAAAGAUGUCAAGAACUUACAGCAAGUUUUCCAGAAAAUGAGAACAGAGGGGUUAAUCAGUAAUGCAGUCAAGAUGUUCGACGAAAUGUCUAACAAUGGUUUAACCCAUGAAACGUUGGAAAUGUUUAAGGAGAUUAAAGAGAAAGGGAAAUUGCCUGAUGUGGUGGCCCACACUGCUGUUAUUGAGGCUUAUGCUAAUGCUGGACAAUGCAAGGAAGCUGAAAAGGUGUUUUUGAGGAUGUUGUCAUCUGGGGUUCUUCCUAAUGUUUAUACUUAUAGAGGCGUUUGUGAGGGAGGGGAAGGAGUUGGAGGGAAAAGAGUUUUUCAAAGAGAUGAAAGGGUUGGGUUUUGUAGGGGAUGA
Messenger RNA from Chenopodium quinoa (quinoa), 591 nucleotides. Its product is annotated as pentatricopeptide repeat-containing protein At4g38150-like. Gene Ontology annotation, molecular function: protein binding. Bases 1 to 591 code for a protein of 196 amino acids. NCBI's taxonomy places the organism in Eukaryota, Viridiplantae, Streptophyta, Magnoliopsida, Caryophyllales, Amaranthaceae. The transcript has a single exon. The record is from RefSeq and is a predicted model, not a curated record.